UGUGCGCCUUGUCCGGCGGCCGCAGCGCUGAGCUCCUUCCCGGCUUCACCUCUGUGUACAGUCCCGCUGAAUGUCAGCAACCCUCCAGGACCAGUUUACUCAGAACCGUAGGGAGGUGGUGCUUUGAGGUGAAGGAAAUGUCCUCCACACACACCGGAGCUCCUUCUCCUGCGUCGGAACAACCCACGUCCCCCAAAAAACAGCUGAGCAAGCUAACGGGCUGCUGCUAGCUAAUGCUAACCCUGGAGAAAUCCGCAAUGUUAGCUUGUUAACCGAUGCUAUGCCUUAGCUAGCGGGUUGAAUCCAAACUCAGGGGAAACAUGCUGCUGCAGUAAAGUCCACUUUGCAGAAACGAGGAGCCAACAACAGAUGUUUUAUCCCAAUGAGCCAAACUGUCCCUUUCUGCACGCGGAUUCUCUGGCUGACGGGCUUGUCAGCUAGCUAGCAUGGUUAGCUCGCUUGCUAGCCGACCUGACGAACGUUGUCAGCGGACGGACUGGGAGCUGGAUCCGCCUGCAUGCCGCAGAUGUCAGCCACGGAGCGGAUGCUUGGGUGCAGCGAUCCCCCCGCGGUUUAUUCUUCACUUUGCACCGACUCGUCUCCGGCUACAGCUCCGGCAUCCGCGCCGAGGAUCGCCCGCCAGUGUUGUUGUUUCCCCCCUCUCACUUUCGUCCCGUACUCUCGGCCAUCUUGUCGGUGCCCGUGACGCCAGGCUGGGCGGAUCCGGAUCCGGAUCAACAACAACACCCCGACCCCUCUUCUCCUCCAGGUGAUGGAGCUGGAGUCAGGUGGAGCCAAGUGAUCUCCAGAGGCGGAGUGGCGCAUCACGACCUGUCUAUUGUGAAGCCAAGGAGAAGAAAAGAUGGACAUCACGGACCAAGGAGCCCAAAUGGAGCCGCUCUUACCAACGGAACAAAGUUCCCAAGAAAAUGCAGAUGUGAGAACUGAUGAGGAGGCGGUGGUGGACCGCGGGGGCACACGCUCCAUGCUCAACACCAACUUUGAGAAAGAAGAGCUUGAAGGUCACCGCACUCUCUACAUCGGGGUCCAUGUGCCCCUGGGCAGGAGGUCGCACCGACGUCACCGCCACCAUGGACACAGACACAGGAAGAGGUCCAAGGAGAGGGACUCCUCGGCCGAGGAUGAACGAGAAUCCCCCUCGCACACAGACACACCAGCACAGAGGGUGCAGUUUCUCCUGGGGACAGAGGAUGGGGACGAGGAACACAUCCCCCACGCCCUAUUCACCGAGCUGGAUGAAAUCUGUCUCAGGGAGGGAGAGGACGCAGAGUGGAAAGAGACAGCCAGGUGGUUAAAGUUUGAGGAGGAUGUGGAGGAUGGCGGUGAGCGGUGGAGUAAACCGUAUGUAGCCACUCUGUCUCUACACAGUCUUUUCGAGCUCCGCAGCUGCAUCAUGAACGGCACUGUGAUGCUGGACAUGAGGGCCAACUCGCUGGAGGAGAUUGCAGACAUGGUUCUGGAUCAGCACGAGGCGUCGGGCCCAGUCGGUCAGGAUGCCAGGAAGAGGAUCCGCGAGGCCCUGCUCAAACAGCACCACCACCAGAACCACAAGAAACUGGCCAACCGCAUCCCCAUUGUCCGCUCCUUUGCUGAUAUCGGCAAGAAGCAGUCAGAGCCUCAUUCCAUGGACAAGAAUGGCCAAACGGUCUCGCCUCAGUCCCAGCCGGCCAACAACGAGGGCAAACAGGACGUCAGCCGAGAAAACAGUGCUGUGGACUUCAGCAAGAUUGACCUCCACUUCAUGAAGAAGAUCCCUCCCGGUGCUGAGGCGUCCAACGUCCUGGUGGGGGAGCUGGAAUUCCUCGACCGCCCAGUUGUGGCUUUUGUCCGCCUGUCCCCCGCCGUGCUGCUCAACGGCCUGGCUGAGGUUCCCAUCACCACCAGGUUUCUUUUCAUCCUGCUGGGCCCUCUGGGAAAAGGUCCACAGUAUCAUGAAAUUGGCCGGUCUAUUGCCACGCUGAUGACUGAUGAGGUUUUCCACGAUGUUGCGUACAAAGCCAAAGACAGGAACGACCUGGUGGCCGGCAUCGAUGAGUUUCUGGACCAGGUGACGGUGCUGCCCCCUGGAGAGUGGGACCCCUCCAUCAGAAUAGAGCCUCCCAAAAAUGUGCCCUCUCAGGAAAAGCGCAAGCUUCCUCCUGUUCCCAACGGUGUGACGGAUCUUGGCGAUUUGGAGGAUCACGGAGGGCACGGUGGCCCUGAGCUGCAGCGCACGGGGAGAUUGUUUGGCGGCUUGAUCCUGGACAUCAAGCGAAAGGCCCCCCACUACCUGUCCGACUACACAGACGCCCUGAGCCUGCAGUGUCUGGCCUCCUUCCUCUUCCUCUACUGCGCCUGCAUGUCACCUGUCAUCACCUUCGGAGGACUCCUGGGGGAGGCCACAGAGGGUCGUGUGAGCGCUAUCGAGUCCCUGUUCGGAGCCUCCAUGACUGGAAUAGCCUACUCUCUUGUAGCGGGUCAGCCUCUCACCAUCCUGGGCAGCACGGGGCCCGUUCUCGUCUUUGAGAAGAUCCUCUUCAAGUUCUGCAAGGAGUAUGAGCUCUCCUACCUCUCCCUGAGGGCCUGUAUUGGCCUGUGGACGGCCUUCUUCUGUCUGCUGCUGGUGGCCACUGAUGCCAGCUCACUUGUCUGUUACAUCACACGCUUCACUGAGGAAGCUUUUGCUUCACUCAUCUGCAUCAUCUUCAUCUACGAGGCCCUGGAGAAGCUUCUCCACCUGGGGACGCAUUACCCCAUCAAUAAAAACAACAAUCUCCAGACGCUCACACAAUACUCAUGCGCGUGUGUGGAGCCCAGAUACCCCAGCAAUAAGACUCUAGAGUUCUGGGAGGAGAGGAACGUCACAUCCUCACAGGUCAACUGGACCAUGCUGGAGGUCAAGGAGUGCGAGAUGUUGCACGGUGAGUUCGAGGGCACCGCCUGUGGCCCCCACGGGCCCUACGUCCCGGACGUCCUCUUCUGGUGCGUGGUCCUCUUCUUCUCCACCGUCCUCAUGUCCGCUUUCCUCAAGGAGUUCAAGACGAGUCGUUACUUCCCGACCAAGGUUCGAGCCAUCAUCAGCGACUUUGCCGUCUUCAUCACCAUCCUCACUAUGGUUCUGGUGGAUUACGCCCUGGGGAUCCCCUCACCUAAAUUACAGGUCCCCGACCAGUUCAGACCAACCAGAGACGAUCGUGGCUGGCUCAUAAACCCUGUGGGGCCCAACCCCUGGUGGACCACCAUCAUCACCUUCAUCCCGGCUCUGCUCUGCACCAUCCUCAUUUUCAUGGACCAGCAGAUCACGGCCGUCAUCAUAAACAGGAAGGAGCACAAACUGAAGAAAGGCUGUGGCUAUCACCUGGACCUGUUUGUGGUGGGGGUGAUGCUGGGAGUGUGCUCUGUGAUGGGCCUGCCGUGGUUCGUGGCAGCUACCGUGCUCUCCAUCUCCCACGUGAACAGCCUGAAGCUGGAGUCGGAGUGCUCCGCCCCCGGGGAGCAGCCCAAGUUCCUGGGCAUCCGAGAGCAGCGCUUCACCGGCCUCAUGAUCUUCACGCUGAUGGGCUGCUCCGUGUUCAUGACCUCCGUGCUGAAGUUCAUCCCCAUGCCCGUGCUGUACGGGGUCUUUCUCUACAUGGGGGCUUCCUCACUCAGAGGUAUUCAGUUCUUUGACCGACUGAAGCUGUUCGGCAUGCCAGCCAAACAUCAGCCGGACUUCAUCUACCUUCGCCACGUCCCUCUGAGGAAGGUGCACCUCUUCACCAUCGUCCAGCUCACCUGCUUGGCCCUGCUGUGGAUCAUCAAGACGUCCAAAGCUGCCAUCGUCUUCCCCAUGAUGGUCCUGGCCCUGGUGUUCAUCCGUAAACUGUUGGACUUUGGCUUCACCAAGAGAGAGCUGAGCUGGCUGGACGACCUGAUGCCCGAGUGGAAGAAGAAGAAGUUGGAGGAUGCGGCAGAAGAGGAGGAGCCCAGUAUUAUUGUAGAGGAGGAAGGCAUCGUGCAAUUGCCACUGGAGGGACCCUACAAGAGUGACCCAGCCACGGUGAACAUCACUGACGAGAUGUCCAAAGGUUCCUUCGGGAAUGUGUGGAAGAGCGUCAGCCCUGUGGAGAGCACCAAGAAGGAACCAAGCGCUAAGAGUUGUUCCAGAGGCGGCGAAAAGCGCGAAAAGCGCCAGAAGCGGCGAAGGCACGACAAGAGCUUGGACAGGGAGACAAGUUUGUGAUGACACCUACUGGCGGUGCCAUUGUGCUGUCGAUCAGUCGAUCAAAAAACUAAAAAUCUGUACCGUGCCACACUCAAUCACCUUUGUACUGUGCUACACUGUGUUUUUGUCAUGUAAGUCUGUGUGCAAGUUGUGUAAAACUACAAAUUUGUUAGAAACAGUGUUAAUGCUGAGGAGCCGAGACACAUCUGUGUUCUUUUUCUAUGUAAUUCAGUGUUUGGUGAUACCAGCAACAAUAGGAAUCCAGAAUUAUACGACACUUACGGUAACUGCUGUGUUGACGGGCCAAUUACACAAACAUUUUAAACAAUUUUUAAAUCCAUUUGAUUUGUAUUUUGUAUGUUUUUAUAUUUUUCCAAUAUGACUCCUUUUAAAAAGCUGCCACAGGAAACCCACACUGUGGAUUUUUAAUGCAGCAUUUAUUGACUUUAUGCACCUCACAGUAGAAUCACUAAAGAGUAGAUUUGCAGAUACUAAUCUAUUUCAGUUUUGUCUAAAAGAGUUGGCAACAUAGCGAAUCUAGUACCAUUUCUUUUUAAAGUAUUAAAUAUACAUUUUAUAUA
Molecule: messenger RNA, 4785 nt
Organism: Pleuronectes platessa (European plaice)
Lineage: Eukaryota; Metazoa; Chordata; Actinopteri; Pleuronectiformes; Pleuronectidae
Product: sodium-driven chloride bicarbonate exchanger
Exons: 27
Coding region: 863-4222 (1119 amino acids)
Biological process (GO): regulation of intracellular pH; bicarbonate transport; monoatomic anion transport
Cellular component (GO): plasma membrane; basolateral plasma membrane
Molecular function (GO): sodium:bicarbonate symporter activity; solute:inorganic anion antiporter activity; monoatomic anion transmembrane transporter activity
Source: RefSeq, a predicted model, not a curated record